Molecule: messenger RNA, 1104 nt
Organism: Exophiala bonariae
Lineage: Eukaryota; Fungi; Ascomycota; Eurotiomycetes; Chaetothyriales; Herpotrichiellaceae
Exons: 8
Coding region: 1-1104 (367 amino acids)
Cellular component (GO): cytoplasm
Molecular function (GO): zinc ion binding; alcohol dehydrogenase (NAD+) activity
Source: RefSeq, a predicted model, not a curated record
AUGGAGGUCCCAUCGGAAUGCUGGGCAGCUGUUGUGCAGAAGAAUGAAGGACCCAAUUUCUUCCUGGAGGUUGAGAAAGUCCCAGUGCCCAUCAUCGGUUUGAGUCUCACAGCCCCCCAAGACUUCCGCUUGCUGAUCACAACGUUGGCAGGGCCUUCGGAAGUUCUCAUCAAGCUCAAUGUGACGGGACUAUGUCUUACAGAUGUGCAUUUUAUGAUGAACGAUUGGGCGUUCCCCAAAAUGUCGGAAAUGGGUCUUUCUUGUGCAGGCCACGAAGGUGCUGGAGUGAUUGUGAAGAUUGGUGAAGCCGUGAAAAGCUGCAAAGUCGGCCAAAGAGCAGCAUAUGGUCCCAUUCACAGUACGUGUGGUUUAUGUGAGUACUGCUUCUCGGGAAAAGAGACAUACUGCCAACAGGCGGUCUAUACAGGCGGAACAGUGGACGGAACGUACAAGCAGUAUUGCACCGUCCCAGAAGGGUUUGUCCAUUUGAUUCCCGAGGGGGUUUCUGACUACGUGGCAGGGCCCGCCAUGUGCUCUGCAGGGACCAUGUACUCUUCCCUCAAAGAGUCCGGCCUUAGAGCUGGAAACUGGGCCGUUUUCCCUGGCGGAGGAGGUGGAACGGGAAUCCAAGGCGUUCAGCUUGCCUGUGCCAUGGGCAUUCGACCCGUCGUAGUUGAUACUGGUGAAAGUCGACGAUCACUUUCUCUAAGCCUUGGUGCUGAAUGUUUUGUCGACUUUUUGGCGGAAGCGGACCCAGUUAAGAAGGUGGUAGAAAUCACCAAUGGAGGUGCUCACGGCGUCUUUGUUAGUGCGGUACAGGCUUAUCAGGUCUCGCUCGACUAUCUCGGUUCACGUGUUGGUGGGGUGGGAACCUUAUCCAGCAGUCGGAAGGAUAUAGCUGAGAUACUCGACCUUGCGAAACGAGGUGAGACAGUAACCUGGGUGAUCGGUUAUAGGUUGACGACUGGUGCUCACUGUUCGGCCACAGGAAAGAUCCAUCUCGAGCCCGCCGUGGUUGGCUUGAGCAAGUUCAACGAAGCCGUCCAGAGAUUGAAAGAAGGAAAUGUUGCAGGCCGCAUAGUGGUCGACUUCAACCUUCCGUAG